AGGAACACAAGAUCGAAGAUCGCCAUUUUCUCGAGUGUCAGUGGGAUGAGGCGGUUACCUUGACCUGACUGCCUACGUCUGGGCGCCGCCGGCCGGCCCGUGAGAUCAAUAGAUGACACUGUUGCUGGAUCGGGCGGCCGACGGCGCGGCGGUCAGUACUGCGCUCCGCCCGCAGCCGACCAGAACGGACAUCUCCGCCGGCCGCAGCGGACAUCUCCACCGGGGUACCGCGGCAGCGCGCUGCCGGUGCGGUCACCACUGCGGACUCCAGGGCGGAAUUUCAGCCUGGCUGCCGAACUGAUCCUGCAUCUCGCUUCAGACUGCCGAGAAGUUUUGUUUCCAGCGAACGAGACAAGCCGUUCUCAGUCUCUCAGCCCAACCGCGGAUCUAUCGCAGGUCGACACUGCUCCGCACCAUCCGCUCGGUUGCCGCGGGCAAUUUAGACAAGAGCCGGUGUCGCUGAGCUGGGAUGGCGCCCGAAACGGACAAAAUGAAGUCCUGCCAGUGUUUUACAGCGGUGUCAAAACCGGUGAAAGAAGGCUACUUAUUCAGGUAUAAAAAGCGGUUUUUCGGCGCCAACUGGCGCGAGGAGUACGCCGUGCUGUAUGAGGACAGCUCGCUGCUCUGGUACAAGUCUCGGGAGCGCCGGCAGCCGGAGGGCGCGCUGAUGCUGCGCUGCGCCCCGGAGCUGAUGGCUGUCGGCGUGUUCACGCGCGCCGUGCCGCGCCAGCCAGAGUUCCCCUGCGGCACGGACAUCCGGCGGGUGAUCGCGCUGGGCAGCAGCGCCACGCGCCGCGUCCAGUGGUUCAUCUGCCACUCGGAGGACGACGCCAAAGCGUGGAUGACAGCCAUCAGCAACACGCUGCCGGCGCCGCCCAGUCCAGUAGCGGCUGAGGUCUGCUGCCCACGAGCGUUCUCCCUGCCCGGCCACGUCACCAACAGCCUCGACGCACAGUGCGCCGACAAACGAGGGACUGGCGAGGGCCGGCGCAGUCUGGAGGACCUGUGCUCGGGCCUAAUGCUGGCCGGGGCCGUCAACGAGUGGUGUCACGGCCUGGGCUGGGGCUGCGCCCAGGGCUGGGGAGGGCCGGCCUCCGCCUUCGACACCGGCUACUACUACAGCGACGCCGUCGGAGCAGACGCCGACUACGACUACGAGGCAGACUUUGGCGACUUUGGUGGCGACUUUGGCGGGUUCUAGGCGGACUUUGGAGAAGUCACUGAUACAACACUGGGACUUGGUCCCAAACUGUAGCUUUAAAUUAGAUUGUUGUUGGAUACCUUAUGUGUCAUCCUCGAGUUGUGUGGAUGCACAAGUCGGUGUUACUAAUGCGUGUUGACUGAUACUAUGUGUUGCCUCCAAGAGAGGCUGAUACGUGUUGUGGAGCGGCUUUGUGCCGCUAAUGUGCUCAGCUUGUGAUCCAUAGGACCGCACCUUACAUUGUCUAUGCACGAGUGUGCUCAUUGUCAAACGUUUGACAAUCGGGAAAACGGCGGAUGACACAAAUAACCCCUGCUCUCUCGGUUUUCUCUUCUCUCCCUCUCCUAUUCCAACUUUCUCGUUCUUCAUAGGAUGAGCUCAGGAGAUGAUUCUCAGUAAUCCCAAACCCACUCUUGCUUUCUUUCUCUAGCUCUUCUCAUGCUGAGCUCCCUUAGUGUCCCCUGAGUAAGGCAUGGCCCUCGUUUAUCCCAAACCCCCACCAACAGAGGGUGUGCGGCCUCCUGCUGAGUCGAUCAGGGUCCCUUUGUUACUGCCCCGGCAGGAAGCUGCCAUAUAGAUGUGAUGUUGCAUCUCCCAGCGGGAAGAGCGCGCCUCGAAAAACGACGGCACUGAAUUGUCUCAAUUCGGUGACACGAUGCAGUACAGUCGCUGUUUUCCGGCAUAGCACAAUACGUGCACGAUGUUACACAUAGGUAUGUUUUACUAGAAAGCAGGGAUGGGCUUAGGCAGAGCACCAGAAGUUGGUUAGCAUCAGCAGUGGCUUUGUUAGGCAUUGUGACGCUAUCUUUGAAACGUGUUGACGCAUAAGCGAAUCAUGAUCAAGAUGGAGAUGGGACAGUGUAUGCUACUUUUGAGGAUUAUAUUUCGGUAGUCCUCGCACAACGAAAGCUUCGCAUGUCAUGCAACGCGUCCACCAAGAGCGGGUCUACGCACGUUCGUAUGUAUGUAAGUACGUGUGAUGCGCGAUUGUAGUUGGCGACAGGGGUGUAAAAUUAAGGAUAUUGUGCAUAAGCACCCCUACACUGCCAAAGCGCCCUUUUAAGUAAACCAAAAUCCAUAUGAAAAGCUCACAUUAAGAUAUUGUACUUCAUGCCUGUUACCUUGAGCACAAUGUAACGCUGCCCAAUGUUUUCAUUACUUCCCACUCUUGUUUAGCAUUGUUGUGACUUGUGACACUUCUGCAGUUAGUUAUGCCCGGGGCACUAGAGUCGCUAUGCACUGGUGUGCCCUUUGUGGGGCACGGCUCAGCUCUGCGGUAGCGCCUGGCCCUGCGCGGCUCCGCACUCCGCCACUGUGUGGCCCGGCGUCGCGAGACCGUCGGUGACCCGACACCCGACUUCUGCUGUAACCGACUGCGGCGUGGCAGCUCUGCGCCCGUGCCGAGAGCGGCGGCCCUGAGCUUAGUGUGCUGCUCCCCCGAGCGAUACGUCAGCAACUCCUGGUCCCUGGUCGGCAUCCGACCAUGUUGUAGACUUCCGUGAAUGUCUUAGAGGUUAUGGGCGUGAUGCUAUGCCUGUUCGACGCGGACUUGUAGGGUGUUUGCCUCUGCUCAGCUCUGACGCUGAAUGUUUUGCUUUCUAUUCUAUUCGAACUUCGGACUGAGAUAGCAGCACUACUGAUGGCUGAUGCAUAAAUUAAGCAUUCAGUAAGCUUCACUUCACAAGCUGUGAAUAAUUUUGACCCAUGAAAUUUUACUGUGUACCUGUGCCACAUGUACCCUUACAAUGGUAGUUCAGGUAAAUAAUGAUUGCGGCUGUUCAGUUGCCUGAGUUAACCAAGCAAUUGAUACAUAAAUUGAUUUAGUUUUACAACUUUAAUUUGUAAUGUUUUGAAUUUUUCGUUGCAUUAAAAAAUGUAACAAAUAGCGGAGCAAAAAGUGAGGCAGUAGCCGUUUUCACGACGGGCUAUCCGGCGAAUGCACCUAAUUUGACCAAAUA
This is a messenger RNA of Amphibalanus amphitrite, 3159 nucleotides long. RefSeq lists its product as uncharacterized. The record is from RefSeq and is a predicted model, not a curated record. Gene Ontology annotation, biological process: regulation of cell differentiation. Gene Ontology annotation, cellular component: membrane. The transcript is spliced from 6 exons. The coding region runs from base 470 to 1201 and encodes 243 amino acids. Lineage: Eukaryota; Metazoa; Arthropoda; Thecostraca; Balanomorpha; Balanidae.